AUGUGCAGGGGACAGAUCUGUGUAAACCUGUUGGCAGUCAGCUCUUGCCAAAUGACACAAUAAUGGGACCCUCAGUGCUUAUGAUCUUAGGGUUUCUCCUGAGUCCAGCACUCAGCUCAGAUAUGCAGGAUGGAGACCGCAUAAUCUUCGAGAGUAGCGUGACUGGCAUCUUGGGCGAGGAUGUGUACCUGCGUUGCCUCUACACAGGCAAUGAAUCUCUGCUGAACUCAUUCUGGAAACGCCUCGGCGGCUCUAAGAAGCUGGCAGGUUACAACGGCGUGAGGUCGAUGAAUAGAGAAGGCUUUUCUGCACCAGCAUCGGCUUCUAAUCUGACGGUGAAGUUGCACGUGGACAGUCUGAAUGCAGAGGGCGUGUACACCUGUGAGUUUAGCACUUAUGAAGAUCAACUGGAAAGCCACGUCUCUCUCACUGUCUUGGUCAGGCCAGAUGUCAAUGUUGAAACGAAGGAGGAGACUGUGGAUGGCACUCAGUACCAGUCUGUGAGUUGCACUGCCACCAACGCCAAGCCAGCGCCACACAUCAGCUGGGAGAUCAACGGCAAUGCCCCCAGCGCCGAUGUCUUCUCUGUCCAGACGGAGAGUGCCAAUCAUGCCAACGGUACCCUCUCUCUUGCCAGCGUCCUGCGCUUCCCCACCCAGCUGAACGACGAGAGCAGCGUAGACUGUCUGGUGCAGCACCCAGCCCUAUCUGAGCCACAGAGGACGACCGCUCAGGUGCAAACCUUCGUUGCUCCGAAAGUAACCAUGGAGACGGGCCUGGAUCCUGGGACUGGAGGAGGGAGAGCAUUGCGGGUUGUCAACUGCACCGCGCUGGGAGGGAGACCUCAACCCAAAAUUGCAUGGAUACUGUCUGGGGGAGAAAACACACUCUCGGCCCGGGAGCGGAGCGAUGAUGAUCACACACUCAUCAGUUCGGUCUCGUUCCCCGUUGGGAGUCACGAGGGGGAAGAUGUCACCUGUGUCGUCACCCACCCAAAGCUCACCAGCCCUAUCGAGAUUACCCAGACGCUGCCCACCUACAUUCUCUCAUCUGUUCAGCUGGUUUACCCCAAUGGCACUGCCCUGGAUGAACUUCCCCUGGACGAGGGAGAGCCUGGCAUGACCUUGGCACUGAAGGUGCAGGGAGAUGUGCCAAGCUAUCAGACUGAGUGCACCAAAGAUGACUCUUCUCUUCCAGAUGGUGUGGAGUUGGAAGGUGAUGAGCUCACCUUCAGAGGCCCAAUAGCUCAGCGCUAUGCUGGGCAAUACCAGUGCCAGGCCUCCUUCUCCAAACACAAAGCAUCUACUCAGCUGGACGUCAGUGUUAAACCAGGGGUUCAGGCACCCACUCCUGUAGCUCCAAUCAUAAGUGUGAAAACCUGGAGAGAGCUGGACAGCGUCACCGUCGAGUGCUCGGCCUCGGACGCAGUCCCUGCCCCGAACGUCUCCUGGUCCCUGCCCCCAGGGUUGACUGCGGCGGAGGCACUAAACACGACUUCUUUAAACGGAUCAGACAGCGCCACGGCCACCUUAACCCUGCCUCCCUGUAUGCCUGAAGAGUACAGGGUGCAGUGCCUGGUAGAGCAUCAGCUGUUUAAAGACCCAGAGAGGAGGGAGAUAGAGCUGUCUGCAUGUGCUCAUCCUAACAUAACGGUGCAGCUCAGCGUUGUGUGGAGGCAGGGCUCGGCCUACUCAGAGGCAGAGUGCAGAGUGGAGAGCGUGAGACCCAGAGCCAACAUCUCCUGGCAUCUCCUUGGGGACAACACCAAACUUGGCCAUGGGGCAGAUGGUGGUGUGGAGCUGCUGGGAAGCGAGGAACAAGAUGUGGGUGUGGAGCCCUCUAUGGAGGAGCAAGUGGUGGCGGUCAGCAGUGUGCUGCAACUGCCCUUGGCGGAGCAUCAGGGGAAGACUGUGGUCUGUGUGGUGAGUCACCAGAGUCUGCUGGAGCCCGAGAGGAGAGAGAUCCAGCUUCAGGCUCCAGAUCCUCCAGAGAUCCAGGCCCUCCUGGUGAGCGAGCGUGGCUACUCCCCUCUUGUACGUGCCGUGUGUGCGUACUCCAGUGAGUCAGGCGGCGCCAACAUCACCUGGCUCCUCCCUGACAACAACACCGUAGCAAGUGUGGUGUCAUCCUCAGCUCGUGAGGGGUCAAAGUUCAAAGCCAACGCCUCAUACGAGUUCCGCCUGCCACUUCACCAGGGCAGUGCCCUGACCUGCCUCAUACACCAGAAGUACGGCAACAUGGAGAGGAGGGUAGUGACCGUCCCUUGGUACUAUAUCUCCUCUCUGAGCGUGAUGAACAAAACCACUUGUGCCUCUGGAGAUGGGGUAGUUGUGUACAGAGUUGCUCUGCAGGAGCAUCUCGCCCACCAGAAGAUUCUUCUCCAAGUCAAAGGAAACGUGCCCUACAGCCAGAUUGUCUGUUCCAGCAAAGACGGUGGAGCUGCACUGCAAGUGAGAGAGACGUCUGCACUGACCAGCGUUCUGGAGUUCCCCAUGGCUGUGUCUAAGCGCGAUGCUGGACAGUAUGUCUGCACGGCAUCCUUCCACCACCUCAGCACCAACCUCUACAUCCUGGUGGAGGUGACUGACAACGCAGUGCAGCACGUGGCCCUCAUCAUCAUCUGUUUCACCACUGCUCUGGCCAUCACACUCUUCCUCGGCAUCACCCUGUGUGUUUUCUGCAAGAGACAUGUCCCGCCUGUAGAAAAGGACCGCCGCAAGAAACGUGAGUCCCUUGCCACCCUGACAUCUCUAAUGCAAGACCCGCGCUCUCCAGAGCUGAAGAAAGCUGCACUUCCUGGGGUUAAAGGUCAACAGUAUGCUGAGCUGGUCUCCAUCGUCCUCGUGCAGAAGACCACGGUUUGAGAGUUUUUAUGUAACAUCACAAAAAUGCAGCUGAUUUUCUACUGAAACGUGUUAAAGACCAAAGCUUAAGGGUAUUCCGUAACAUCACAGAAGUGCAACUGGUUUUCACCUGAAGUGCGGCGGUUUAAAAGACCACGGUCUGAGAGUUUUGCAUACCUUCACAGAAGUGCUGCCGAUUUUCUGCAGAAGUACAGUAAGAGAGUAGACGUUUUGAGAGCGGUCAUUUUAGAAAAAAAUUAAAAAUAAAACAUUUUGUGAGAUGUGACUGUUGACUACAGAUUUGUCACAGUCAGGGUUAUACAUUUACUGUAAGUCCUUUUUUUUUUGUUUUGGAACGGUUUUCAUUAUCCUGAGGAAAAGUCCUCAAUUUUAAAACAGGUGUUUCUGCGCUUUCACAUGGCCACAGUGAGAUUACUGAGUAUAGGUUUACAAUUUUGGGGUUUGAAUGUGACCAACGUUGAAGUUGAGGGAACCAGAAACUUUCAGAAAUAAGGGUCGGAGAUCAGAGGUCAGGGGGUCACCAGUUACACUGGUCACAUGAUCAUCCUAGUGGAGUAUAGAAUAGAAUGGUUUGUACAUAUAUAUCACAGGACAACUAACUGAUUCCCUACACCAGUGCAUUAAAGAGGAUAACAGUCUGAGACGUUUCAUCACAGAAGUAUUACUGAUCUACUCCAAAUUAAUAAUGAAGUUGACAUGAAUAAUGUAAGUUCAUUGUUUGGGAGAACGGAGGGAUUUUUGCACACCAUUUUGUUAACAACACAUGUAGCAAUAUAGCAGCUUUAUUUUCUUCAGUAUUUUCCAUGUUUCAGGCCCAUCUUUACUAACCUUGAGAAGAAACCUGUGGUUUCAAGCAGGUGUUGAACAUCGCAGAAGUACUAAUGAUUUUAACUCACAGUUAGCAUGAACAAGUCCACAGUUAGAGUCCACAGUUAUCAGUCGACCGUGACCGCACAAAUGUGACUUUUGUUUUUGGCUGAUCUUUAUUAUCCUUAUAGAAAGGUUUCUGAACAGGUGUUGUUAAUGUUUACAUAGCAUCACAAAGGUAUUACAGAUAUAUUGAAUGUGAAUGACACCAAAGUAGAGGGAACAUUCUUCUGACAGUCUAUAAACGAUUUAUUGUAUGCACAAAAUGUGAUUUUGAUGAGCAUUUUGCCAUUUGAACAUCUAUUUUUGUUGACAUUUUUACAUUAUGAACGUCUAUUUUUGUUGAACUUUUUACAUUAUGAACGUUUUUUUUUUUUGUUUAACUUUUUGCAACAUGGACAGCUAUUUCUGAAUUCUUUUUUUGCAAUGAUUGCAUCAUGUAAUAACCCUUACUGUGCCUGUAUUGCUGUUUUGUGGGUUACACAGGUUCAGAAGAUGUAGCUGUAUUUGCGACUAUGAAGCUUUUGUACGCUUUGCAUACUGUAGCAACAUAUCUCAGGAAUAUUAGUGAAAUUUAAACUUAAUCUCUUCAUUUAGGUUGAUGACAUGCUUUUUUUUAUGUUUUAUACGUGCAACUGUUUCCAAGGUACAGUAUAUAGGAUAAUGUUUUGUGCUGCUUGAAUUACAUCGUAUUGGGUUUACUUUUCAAUAUGACUUAUUUUUGUAUUUCACCUUUCAAUAGAUAUUCAAUAAAGUAUCAUGA
Sardina pilchardus (European sardine) is the source of this 4494-nucleotide messenger RNA. RefSeq lists its product as uncharacterized. Gene Ontology annotation, biological process: homophilic cell-cell adhesion; heterophilic cell-cell adhesion. The record is from RefSeq and is a predicted model, not a curated record. Gene Ontology annotation, cellular component: adherens junction. Bases 63 to 2864 code for a protein of 933 amino acids. The transcript has 15 exons. Lineage: Eukaryota; Metazoa; Chordata; Actinopteri; Clupeiformes; Clupeidae.